AUGCUCGACAUCGAUUGGAAGGGCCUUGCCCUCCCCUUUGCCUAUGUUCUGGUACUCGGCAGCGCACUCAUGACAUUCUCGACGAUCUACCGAAAGCGACAGGCCGCCGAGAGCGCCAACCUGGCCCCAUGGUUCGGCCCUCAUCUCCAGCGCAACGUUUACCUUUCCCUACUGCACCUCGAGGACGACACAGAAAAGGGCCCCAAGGUUCCUGACAGCAUUCUACGUGCUGCCCUAUUGCGCCGCGCCGUCGAGGACAUCCGCCGUCUGAUCCAGAUCAAGUCUGCCAAGCAAGCAUGUGGCUCUUUGCUGGCACGGGGUAGUGUGGGUGAUGACUUGUGGCAGCGAUUCCAGCGCGCCGAGAAGGAGAUGGAGGAGGAGUUGAGAGAUGUUGUCACAGAGGCCAAUGCCCUUGCACCUAACUGGGGCCAGUCGAUUUUCCAGUCUGCCCAUGAGAUGACUGCCAAUGCUGCUAUGCGCGGCUCCAUCGAGGAAAUUCUCGCCCAGGCCGAGUCAGAGAAGCAGUGGUGGGAGAAGCGCCGCGGACAGAUCCAAACAGAGUUCAUGAAGGAGCUUGAUGGCUCCGAACAGAGCUCUUCUGCAAACACUACCAGCGAGGAUGGUGUUAUGGUCGACACUCCUGGAAAUGGCCAGAAGGCUGGCAACGUGUAG
Messenger RNA from Fusarium sp. VM40, 672 nucleotides. Lineage: Eukaryota; Fungi; Ascomycota; Sordariomycetes; Hypocreales; Nectriaceae. The record is from the annotation of a GenBank genome assembly.